AUGGGAGGCAAAGACGCUCUCAUGGGAGAGUCGCCAUGGAGUGUUCUACUGAAAGUAACUGGAACUGGCGGUACGAACAGCACUGAUUAUUCUGACAUUGAGUUCCCCCCUGUGUGUGGAGGUACACUUGUCACACCACGCCACUUCAUUACGGCUGCCCAUUGUUUCUGGAGAAAUGUGGGUGCUACACCAUGCAGCAUGGAGGACAUGUAUCCGAUUGAUUUUGUAAGGAAGAAUUCCAUAGUCCAAGUUGGUGGUAUUUGUUAUGAACAAGACACCAAAGUGAAAUGUAGCGGUAAGAAAGUCGGCACAAAAAUGCGGGUCAAAAACGGAUUCUAUGAAGGAUUUUUCAAGGCAGGAUGUACUGGAACGAGAGAUAUUGCAAUUAUGGAAUUGGAUAGGGAUGUUCCUGCUGGCAUUCAUCACAUUUGCUUGCCUCACCUUCACCAUAUGGAUGAACUGGACGACGACUCGAUGAAGCUCUUCUCAACUGGAUGGGGCCUCGAUCCACUUCGCGGUUACUUCGAGAAACCAACUCCAAUCCUGCAGAAGAUUGAUUUGGGUAUGCACUAA
This is a messenger RNA of Ostertagia ostertagi, 573 nucleotides long. The record is from the annotation of a GenBank genome assembly. Lineage: Eukaryota; Metazoa; Nematoda; Chromadorea; Rhabditida; Trichostrongylidae.